Betta splendens (Siamese fighting fish) is the source of this 4726-nucleotide messenger RNA. RefSeq names its product patatin-like phospholipase domain containing 7b (gene pnpla7b). Gene Ontology annotation, molecular function: phosphatidylcholine lysophospholipase A1 activity. Bases 540 to 4292 code for a protein of 1250 amino acids. The record is from RefSeq and is a predicted model, not a curated record. The transcript has 32 exons. NCBI's taxonomy places the organism in Eukaryota, Metazoa, Chordata, Actinopteri, Anabantiformes, Osphronemidae. Gene Ontology annotation, biological process: lipid metabolic process. Gene Ontology annotation, cellular component: endoplasmic reticulum.
GUACAUUAUUCGCUUCACUCUGUUUGGGGAAUGUAAAAAACUCUAAAAAUACUUUUGGAACUUUAGGGGACGCGGCUACUUUUGUUCGACCUUUUUAGUCAACGAGGAAUGUAAAUGUGCGCUUGGUGCAUUAAUUGUUACAAGUGACGGGCUGAACUCUUGUAUUAAACAGCCCGUGGUUUUAACCCAAUAGAACGUUACUCACUGGACGCUGCUCCUGUUGACUGUUAACACUGAGCCACAGAUUUAAAGCCAGCUAUAAACACAUUCGUUGUUUUUCUCAUUGUUUUUUAACUUUGCUUUACUUUAUACCACCUUCCAGUCGUGGCCAACAGAAGCUCAGCGGAGCAGCGUCUGGACGCAAACAGACGCUCGUGACCCGUUUUUCUUGGUGGUCUUUAGCCCAGAGUCCAUAAAGCUGCUCAGUGAGCAGUUUGUGUUGGAUGGAGCGACGCUAACGCUAAUGCUGAACAAGGAACAAUGCGGCUUUAAAUGUCCCGUGAGCCGCUGCUGCUGCCGCUGAGCUUUUUGAAAGUUGAAUGUGUCUUUUUAGCAGCGUUGUCAUGGAAGACAGCGAUGAAGAGGACACGUGCAGUACGAGCCUGGUUGUACUCGGUGAUGAGCUCAAGGCGCGGAUGCUGAGGUUCGUGGAGGAGAGGACAGAAGUCAAUACGUGGACGGCGGUGCUGAUCGGAGCUGCCACAGCUGUUUGUAUAGUUGGAGUUGUUCUGUUCCUUCUCUACAGACGAUACCAACAGUCAAAGAAGCCUGGUGUUCACUACCGCUUCAGGAAGAGAGACAAGGUCAUGUUUUAUGGCAGGAAGAUCAUGAGAAAGGUUCAGACCCUGUCCUCCACCUCGAGCUCGGCCUCCCGUGAGAGGGUGAGGAAGAGAACCAAAGUGCUGUCGCUGGCUCGCAAGAUCCUGCGGAUCCGGAAGGAGCCCCCCACCCUGCAGCCCAAGGAGCCUCCCCCCAGUCUGCUGGAGGCGGACCUGACCGAGUCAGACGUGCAGAACUCCCACUUGCCCUCUGAAGUGCUGUACAUGCUGAAAAAUGUCAGGGUACUCGGCCACUUCGAGAAGCCCGUGUUUCUGGAGCUGUGUCGCCACAUGCUGCUGAUCAGUCUGCACCAGGGAGAGGGUCUCUUCAGACCGGGAGACACGGACGACAGCAUUUAUGUGGUUCAGGACGGCCGUCUGGAGCUGUGCAUCCACGAGAGUGACGGUACAGAUGCCGUGGUCAAAGACGUUUUACCGGGAGACAGCGUCCACAGUUUACUCAGCAUCCUGGACGUCAUCACCGGCUACCCCGCCCCGUACAAGACGGUGUCUGCAAGAGCGGCCGUCCCCUCCACCGUCCUGCGUCUUCCAGCUGCAGCCUUCCAGUCUGUUUUUGAGAAAUAUCCUGAAACUCUGGUCCGAGUCAUCCAGAUAAUCAUGGUGCGUCUUCAGAGAGUCACCUUCCUUGCCCUUCACAACUACCUCGGCCUGACCACUGAGCUCUUCAACCCGGAGAGCCAGGCUGUCUCCCUGCUGUCGGUGGCUCACGUUCUGGGGGACACUCAUGCUCACAGAGGCCUCCGCAGGCAGACGUCACAUCCUGACGAGCCGGGCUCUGAAAAAAUGGAUCGAGGUGAAAGUUCAUCGGACCUCAUCAGAGUUUAUGAGCAGGACAGCUUUCAUCCUGCUGCUUUGAAGUCGAUUCUGAAGAAGGCCGGCACCGUGCAGCCAACCUCAUCGGCCGUUUCCCUCUGUAGUGGAAACGAGAGAGAAAAUAAAGUCAGCGCCCUUUUCCAAGCUGCCAAACGGGAUUUGCUGCAGGUCAUCCACAUAAAGGACCCGACUCUGCUUGACGGAAGGGUGAGUCUUCAUCAGGUCAAGGCUGGUUCUGUUGUGGCCCACCAGGGGGACCAGGACGUGAGCGUGGCGUUCGUCAUCUCGGGUUCGCUCCACGUCUACCAGCGAAUGAUUGACAGCGAGGUGGAGUCUCUGCUGUUCGUCACCCACCCGGGGGAGAUGGUCAGUCACCUCGCCGUUCUCACAGGGGAGCCCCUCAUUUUCAGCGUGAAGGCUCACAGGGACUGCACCUUCCUCUGCAUCUCCAAGGCCCACUUCUACGAGAUAAUGCGUGAGGAGCCCUGGGUGGUCCUGAACGUAGCUCACACGGUGGUGAAGAGGGUGUCGCCGUUUGUCAGACAGAUCGACUUUGCUUUGGACUGGAUGGCUGUGGAGGCGGGGCGUGCUGUCUACAGACAAGGAGACAAAUCAGACAGCACCUUCAUCGUCCUCAGUGGCCGACUUCGCUCGGUCAUCGCCAAGGAUAAUGGGAAGAAGGAGCUGGCCGGAGAGUACGGGCGCGGGGACCUGAUCGGCGUGGUUGAGACCCUGACACACAUGAAUCGAGCCACCACAGUCCACGCCAUCAGAGACUCGGAGCUGGCCAAGCUACCUGAAGGAGCUCUGAACUCCAUAAAGAGGAGGUAUCCUCAGGUCGUGACCCGGCUCAUCCACCUGCUGGGACAGAAGAUCCUGGGCAGCAUGCAGCCGGUCAGCAGACCUCUGGCCGGCCACAGUGUGGCUCUCCACACCCACACCAGUAAGUGGGAUGCUGAAACCCUGGCGUCCAACCUGUCCACCGUGGCCAUCCUGCCGGUGUCGGAGGAGGUUCCUCUCACCUCCUUCACCCUGGAGCUGCAGCAUGCGCUCAGUGCUAUAGGUCCCACUCUCCUCCUGACCAGCGACAUCAUCCAACAGCGUCUGGGCUCUGCUGCUCUGGACAGCGUGCACGAGUACCGUCUUUCCAGCUGGCUCGGGCAGCAGGAAGACGUUCAUCGCAUCGUGCUCUACCAGUCCGACUCCAGCCUCACGCCCUGGACCCAGCGCUGCAUCCGCCAGGCCGACUGCAUCAUCAUUGUGGGCCUGGGCGAGCGGGAGCCCACCGUGGGUGAGCUGGAGCGCAUGUUGGAGAGUGGUGCCGUUCGGGCCCAGAAGCAGCUGGUGCUGCUGCACAGGGAGGACGGGCCUCCACCCAAAGGGACGGCCGAGUGGCUCAACAUGCGCAGCUGGAUCUCCAGACACCACCACCUGUCCUGCCCGCGCAGGGUGUUCUCCAGGAGGAGUUUGCCCAAGCUGAGAGAACUGUACCAGCGAGUGUUCGACAAACGCCCGGAUCGCCACUCGGACUUCUCGCGCUUGGCCCGGAUCCUGACAGGAAACAGUAUUGCUCUAGUUCUGGGAGGAGGCGGCGCCAGGGGCUGCUGUCAGGUCGGGAUCCUGCAGGCGCUCAACGACCUGGGGAUUCCUGUCGACAUGGUGGGAGGCACCUCCAUCGGCUCCUUAAUGGGAGCCCUGUAUGCUGAGGAGAAGAGUAGCAGUCGAACCAGGGUCCGGGCCCGUGAGUGGGCCAUGGACAUGACAUCUUACUUUAAGAAGAUCCUGGAUCUGACCUACCCAGUGACGUCCAUGUUCUCUGGAGCCUCCUUUAACUCCAGCAUUAGCUCAGUGUUCAAGGACAAACAAAUAGAGGACCUGUGGCUGCCGUACUUCAACAUCACCACUGACAUCACCGCCUCCUCCAUGAGAGUUCAUACCGAUGGGUCCCUGUGGCGGUACGUCAGGGCCAGCAUGUCUCUGUCUGGAUACCUCCCCCCGCUCUGUGAUCCUAAAGAUGGACACCUACUAAUGGACGGAGGCUACAUCAACAACCUGCCUGCGGACGUGGCUCGCUCCAUGGGGGCCAAGGUUGUCCUCGCUAUCGACGUUGGAAGCCAGGAUGAAACCAACCUGACCAACUACGGGGACUCGCUCAGCGGGUGGUGGCUCCUGUGGAAGCGAUUCAACCCACUGGCUGAGAAAGUAAAGGUUUUGAACAUGGCAGAGAUCCAGACCCGGCUCGCCUACGUCUGCUGCGUGCGGCAGCUGGAACUGGUCAAAGACAGCGAGUACUGCGAGUACAUCCGGCCGCCCAUCGACCACUACGGCACCUUGGACUUCGGCAGGUUUGACGAGAUAGCUGAGGUCGGGUACCAGCACGGCAAGACGCUGUUUGAUGUGUGGCACCGCAGCGGGGUGGUGGACAGCAUGCUGAAGGACCGACACCAGGAGGAGUUCCACAAGACCAAGUCCAGCCACGUGGUCACUUGCCCGAACGCCUCCUUUACAGAUCUGGCUGAGAUUGUGUCGAGGAUCGAACCAGUCAAGAACAUCCUGAUCAGUGGAGAAGUGUCUGAUGAAUACCAGACCGACUACGACGAGGAGGUGGCAGAAAGCGCCGCCUCGGACUAUGAGGGAUGAAAAAGCAUGGAAGGAGGAGACGCUCGUCUAGAAUGAUAGGAGAUAACAGGGCAAAAACGCCAGUCGUUACACAACCUAACCUUUAACUUAGAGUAAGAAAGGUGGAGUCUGACCACUGCCGCACACUCUGUUAGUUAGUGUUAGCGGUAGUUCAUGGGACCCCAGGGGAUUAAAGGAGGAACGGGCUAGUGUUCAGGUGCAUGCGUGGCUUUUAUCUCUAUUAAAAGAAGAGGAGGCACAUGUCACACGUCCCGCGACGAGCUUGUUCUUAUGUGAUGUUACAGCUGUGGGAACGUGGACUGUGAUGAGCUCAAGUCUGUCCUUCAUGAAUGUGACAUUUAGGCGUCGAUACCUGUAAACUCUCAAAUCCUAACAUCUUCACUCUUUCUCUCUUAUUGUGUAGUAACUGAACUGGAAUAAAGCUAAUGACCUGU